This is a messenger RNA of Leguminivora glycinivorella, 1772 nucleotides long. RefSeq names its product protein apnoia (gene apn). The record is from RefSeq and is a predicted model, not a curated record. Lineage: Eukaryota; Metazoa; Arthropoda; Insecta; Lepidoptera; Tortricidae. Bases 76 to 519 code for a protein of 147 amino acids. The transcript has 3 exons.
UCAGUCAAACUUUAGCGACGAACAGGCGAUCGUCCUUGCUUUUAAUUGCAGUGCAAAGUGUUGUGAGCGGCCGAAAUGUGUAACAAAUUCACCGUGUUGUCCCUGGCCUACGUGGCUAUAUUUGUAAGCGUAGUGCAGUGUGAGGAAGAUACUACAAACUUUACGGAAAUUUUGAGCAAUGCCGAGGAGAGCGUGGGCCGCACAUUCGGACACAACGCGCUGAAGCGGCUCUCGUUCAUCUUCUUACCGGUGAUGUUCACACUUGGCGUGAUUUCCACGCUGCUGAUGGCGCUGGCCGUCAUCUCCGUCAAGAACUUGGCCAUUGGUGUCAUGCUGCUGAUCGUCUCCGUCAGCCAGGCCGUGUCCCGCUUGUUCCUGUCAGCGGCUCCGUCGCCGCUAGUGCACCUGCACCCGCGCGCCGAGCUCCUGCCCGCGCCCGUGGCGGCGCCCUGGCCCGCGCCCGGGCCCCUGCUCUCGCCCUGGGGCCGCUCCGACAACGGCGCUACCAUCUCCGACUAAACACUACCCUUCUCCCAUAAAUUAUAUUAAAACCUAAACACUAAUAACAGUUUCUUUUACCUUGACAGAGCGAGCCGCUUCAGUGGUCCCGUGGUGACAGGGAACCCAUUGCCCUACGUCCCCCGUUCCCCGCAAACCAUGGAAGCGCCACGCUUUUUAUCAAGCUAUUAGCUAGGUGCACGAAUGGUCUUAGGUACUCUCAUUUUGUAGGAUUUUCUAUAUUAAAUUUUGUGGAGGCAAAUUAGUACCAACAGCCGCCGUUAGCAUUAAUUGAUACCUAUGUCCAUAAGGUUACGUGUAUUUGUAACAAUCAGCGCCACUCCUACACGUUGACAAUAGUUAUGUUUUUGCAUAUAGAAACCAUCACAGCUGCAACACAUGUCACAGGUCAGUGUACGCCUGAAAACAAUGAAAAUUCUAUUGACGCGAUUUCGCACUUAAAACGAAAGGUUCUAACAUUUCAAAGCUUUGCCUGCGGGCCUAGUCCGCUUUUGUGAUAUAGCCUGUCGCAUCGGUGCGUCCUCGCACUUGCAGAAAGUGAAAGACGGGCCUACGCAAUAGGCCAUUUCACGAGACCAUGCUUGAAACUAGACAGAGAAUCAAAUUAAGUAUAAAUGGGUAGUGACAGGAAUCGAAUAACUGAAAACGCUCUACACAAACGCUACAGGCAAUAACAGAAAUAACUUAAUUAUCCUUCACAUAAAUUGAAUUAUUCAUUAAGAAUUGACUAAUAGACAACAGAAGAUAUUUUUUUAUCAACCAAUUAUUCUUAAUGAAAUAGGAAGGUAAAUAGAAACAUUUAUUAGGUACAAUCGAGUUCAUAAAUAAGUAUAUGUAGUUGUGUACACUUUUUCACUUUAUUGAAACGAGUUAAGAUGACGAAAUGUACACAUGUUUAUGAACUCGACUGUACCUAACUAUUCUACACAAGCACGUGGAUGUUUCCAUGUAAUGACGCUAUUUAAGAAGUCUUAAGGGGGGACUUGUUAUAUAAAAUUAUUAAAUAAACCUUUGCGUGCCUGAUUCUACACACACACGAUUACUUAAUUUGGUACUCAGUUAUGUAAUUCAAGUACGUAUACAAAUAUACAUACCUCAAUAGUUAUAAGCGCCACUUACCUUUUAAAACAUUUGCAUUUGUUAGAAUAGUAAUUUAUUUAUUUAUUUAUUUGCAUUUAGGCUUGGAAUAUUCUGACAAUAUUAUCGUCUGUCUCUCACGAACUCGCUUUGUGGCGCAUAGACGACGAAAGAAU